CUUGAGUUGUUUUGUUUGGUGGCGUUUGCUGGGACGUUUUCAAUUCAAAGGUACAAAAUGUUUAACUUGACUGUGGGCGCGAUCGAUGCAAUAAAUAACGGCAAAAAUGUUGAGGAGCCAGUUCUCAAACUAUUGGGGUUUAAAAGUGUCCCAGGUGGUGGGGGUGGUCAGAAUCGUUAUCGGUUACUGCUCACUGACGGCGUAAAAACUCAUUCAUUCGCCAUGCUCGCCACACAGUUAAACCAUUUGAUUGAUGAAAACAAACUGGUCAACAAUACUGUAAUCCGCGUUAGGAAACAUGUUUGUAAUAACAUUCAAAAUAAUAAAGUUGUCCUCAUUGUUUUGGAUCUUGAUAUACUUGGGACGGAUGAUUCGUCAGGUGGUUUGAAGUCCGAACAACCACCCACGGUAGCCAAACCAGCCACGAUCACAUCUCAUUCAGUUGAACCUGAACAGAAAACUCCACCCAAAUCUUCUGGUCCUUUCUCUGGUGGUCAGCCAAGUACUCCUGGAACACCAGGUUGUGGGCUCCCACGUGUAUUUCCCAUACAAAGCCUCAAUCCGUAUCAGAAUAGAUGGACUAUACGUGCUCGUGUAUCACAGAAAUCAGCUAUCCGAACUUGGAGCAAACAAGGUCGUGAUGGAAAGUUAUUCAACUUUACACUAGUCGAUGAAAGCGGUGAAAUCCGUGUAACUGGAUUCAAUGCUGAAGUGGAUAAAUUUUAUGACAUGAUUGAGGUCAAUAAAGUGUACUAUGUCAGUCGAGCAAACCUGAAGGCCGCUAAUAAACAAUUCAAUACAACUAAUAACGAUUACGAAAUGACACUUCAUAGCGAUAGUCAAGUGUUGCCUUGUGAAGAUUCAGAUACUAGUUCUUUGCCAGAAACUCACUUCAAUUUUAUUUCAAUAGGAAAAUUAGAUACACAAUCUCCUGGAUCUUUUGUUGAUAUUGUUGGAGUUGUACAUGAAUGCGGUGAAGCACAAACAAUUACUGCCAAAGCAUCUCAACGUGAACUACGUAAACGCGAAUUAGGAUUAGUGGAUAGUUCUAACUGUCUAGUACGUCUUACACUAUGGGGUGAAGAAGCGGAGAAUUUCGAUGGUGCAAGUCAUCCUGUCAUAGUUAUAAAAGCGGCAAAAAUAUCUGAUUUUAAUGGUCGCUCUUUAUCUGUAAGCCCAACAUCAUCCCUUCUUAUUAGUCCUACAAAUAUUCCUGAAGCUAUACGACUAAAAGGUUGGUAUGAACAUGAAGGUCGCUACUCUAACUUUGAAACCUUCCGUAGUGAAAUGGUUGGAUCUUCAGGAGGGGCAGAUGGUGUAUCUAGUUCGUCUGGUGUUCUUGGCGGUUGGAAUCUCUUGCAAGAUGUCAAAGCAUCUGGUGUGGGAGCUAAUGUAAAAGCAGAUUAUUUCACUUGUAAAGCUACUGUUGUAUUCAUGAAAAAGGAGAAUUUCAUGUAUCAAGCUUGUUCUACUGAAGGAUGUAAUAAGAAGGUGAUUGAUUUAGGUAAUGGGCUAUAUCGAUGUGAAAAAUGUGCUAGGGAAACACCUGAUUGUAAAUGGCGCUUGCUUCUUAUGGCCAAAAUUGCUGACGUCACUGGAGAUUUAUGGGUUACAUGUUUUCAAGACGCUGCUGAAGCUUUACUGGGACAGACAGCUGAAAAGUUGGGCACUAUAAAGUCAACACAAGAUGAAACACAGUUGGAAAAAGUGUUCAUCGAGUCAGCAUUUAACUCAUGGAUAUUUCGUUUACGAGCUAAAGUUGAUCGUUAUAAUGAUGAAGAACGUUUACGUGUUGUUGUUGCAGAUGUUAAACCGGUAGAUUUGAUUGAUUAUUCUAGGCGUUUAUUGAAAGCCAUAAAUGAUCUAUCAGCAACUUUAUCUAUUCAGUAAAAAUCAAUCAGCAAUAACUCUUGGUGGUGAUGAUGAUAAUUUUUGCUGCUUCCAUUCAUCAACACACAAAUAAAGAAAGCAUUUCUCUUUUUUUAAAUAAAGAAUCACAUUUUAUUUUCAGAGUAAUUAAAUUCCAUUAUCACUUGUAUGAUUUGAACAUUUACAUAUUGUUUCCAUGAAGAGAUUAUCACAGAUUGAAUUGGUUUUAUGCAUUGUUUCAUAUGUGAUUAUAACCGAGAUGGACAAUGAAAUAUAAAUAUAUGUGUGUAUCUACCUAGAUAAUUAAUUGUUUUCUUUUCAUUGUGAUUUUUGUUUGGUUAUAUAUUUUAGUUAGAUGGGUUGAGAUUUUGUUUCACAAUGUUUGAAUUACUUAAUAUAACUAAUAACUAAUUAAAAUGUAAACUGAAGAUGAUUUUAUGUAUUGCUAACUAAAU
Molecule: messenger RNA, 2324 nt
Organism: Schistosoma haematobium
Lineage: Eukaryota; Metazoa; Platyhelminthes; Trematoda; Strigeidida; Schistosomatidae
Gene: RPA1
Product: 60S acidic ribosomal protein P1
Exons: 13
Coding region: 223-1890 (555 amino acids)
Biological process (GO): DNA repair; DNA recombination; DNA replication
Cellular component (GO): nucleus
Molecular function (GO): DNA binding
Source: RefSeq, a predicted model, not a curated record